Messenger RNA from Symbiodinium sp. CCMP2456, 1356 nucleotides. The record is from the annotation of a GenBank genome assembly. Lineage: Eukaryota; Dinophyceae; Suessiales; Symbiodiniaceae.
AUGGCGAUGAUACUGGUGAUCGUAGUCAUGAAAUUGGUCAGCAGUAUCAACGGUUCAUGCAUCAUCGUUAUCUUCUUCUCUUGUUCGGUGCCAGGGUUGGCUCAGAAGGAAUGCCAGCUAGAGGGGUGUGUCGAAGCCAUGGAGGAAUGGACCGUCGCGUCCAUCGUUCUGGCAGCCGUGCUUGGCCUACUAUGCCUGUGCUGCCAGCUCAUGUGCUGUUGCAUCUGCACAAAGGUUGCGGUGCAAGAGGAAGACAUGACCAAAGACGAUCGUGAAUUCCUGGUGCAAGCACGCGGACAGGCCCAAGAGCGAGCGGCCCAGACUACACCCUGGGCCUUUGACCACCAGCUUGACCAGCCACAGCAAACUGACGCGUGCUUCUCCUGUGGAACGACGUCAAACAGGAAGAAGGACGUGGAAGGUUUGAGUCAAGUCCUGGAAACGGCAGCGGCAGACCAACGGGUAGCUUGGACGAAAGCGAAGGAGCAGAUUAAUAAGAACAUGCACCCGGAGGUCGGUCGCAAGCUGCGAUGUGAGAUGCGUCUGAUGUGGCUGCUUCCAUUGUUGCCCCUCGUGGCAGCUCCUUGGACCACCUGCGCUGGAGGCUCGCCGACCUGGGUCUACUUACUGUACAUCCCGGUGCUGCUGCGUUCGAAGUACAUCGAGUACCAGCUGCUGCAGCAGCUCGAGGUCUGCGACGAGAUGCAGCAGGAUCUAGAAACUGCUGGCAAGCAGCUACUCUCCUGCGAGGUCCCCUGGUCUUUGAAGUUGAUCUUUGAGUUCUGCAUCGGCGCCUUUGAACAUUUCGACUGGUUUACUGACGGCGCCAUGCCGGUCCAGGCAGCGGUCUGCGACCCGAAAGCAACGGACAUAUGGGCGACCACUUUCGAGGCCUCCUGGUUCCCAAUCUGGGUGCCGCUGAUCCGUGGGCUGCACUUCUGGGGCGUUCUGGUGAUUGCUCUUGUGUCCGCCGGCCUGGCCCAGCAGUUUGCUGCGACCAUUCGUUUGGGGAGCGACAGCCCUUUCGUGCCCCAAGACAACGCACUUGCCGCGGAUGCAGCGGGCCUAGGAUCCAUCGCUUUCUGGUAUGAACGUCAAGAACAACUUAUAAGACAAGAGCAGAUUUCGACUCAGGCACCGACCAGCAGACGUCUGGCGACCUGCCUGUCAAAAGUUAUCAUGGAGAACCUUGUCCAGUUGUUUCUGCAGGCCUCCCUCUACGGCAUUAUCUUCGACGAUUUGGACAGGAGUGGGCACUGGAAGGUACUGGCUUCCAUGUUCGUCGGCCUGGCGAUGGCACUCAACAAGCUGAUGCCUGUGUGGGGCUUCUUCAGGAAUCACGCGCAGGUUGUUUGA